AAAGCGUCCGUUUCCAGAAUCCCAUCGCGAACUGCUCGACCGAUCGAUUCUUUUCCCCUUCCACCACCUUCGAACCCCCUGUCACAUUCCUUCCUCUCUCUCCAAGGCUCCAACUCCCAAUUCCCCUCUCCGUCUCCCUGCAAACUCUUCGGCUUCGUCGAUCCCCGGCCGUCUCGGCGUCUCCUGCAACCCCUCCAUGGCCGGCAAAGCUGCAGACACCGGGAGCAGCAGCGACGGCGGCGCCACCACGGGGCAGUCCUCCUCCUCCAUGGCGGACGUGUACAAGGGCGAGCUCACGCCGCUGCAGCGCCACGCCGCCUUCUUCGACCGCGACAAGGACGGCGUCAUCCACCCCUCCGAGACGUACAAAGGGUGCCGCGCGAUCGGAUGCGGGGUGGCGCUCUCGGCCGCCAGCGCCGUCUUCGUCAACGCCGCACUUGGGCCCAACACCAAACCGGAGAACCAGAAGACUCCGCCUUUCAAGUUCCCCAUUUAUGUGAAGAACAUUCACAAGGGCAAGCAUGGAAGCGAUUCAGGCGUGUAUGAUGCCAAUGGAAGAUUUGUUUCUGAAAAAUUUGAGGAGAUAUUCAAGAAGUAUGCCCACACCAAACCUGAUGCUCUCACGGGAAAAGAGCUGCAGGAGAUGCUCCAAGCAAACAGGGAACCCAAAGACUUCAAAGGAUGGCUGGGUGGCUUCACGGAGUGGAAGGUGCUGUAUUCUCUGUGCAAAGACAAGGACGGGUUUCUCCACAAGGAUACUGUCAGGGCGGUCUAUGAUGGCAGCCUGUUUGAAAGGUUGGAGCAAGAGAGGAAGGCUAAGAAGGAAUCGAGAAAGAAGAAGUGAUAAGAACAUCACAAACACUCUGUUGUGUGGACGAAUUUGUAAAUUGUGGUGUGAAUGUGGGUCAGUGAAUUAUAACGGUAGUUUGAUUGGUUCUGUAUGUUUGUCAAUUCAUGUUUUCUGUAAGAACAUUUAUGUAAAGAAACUGCAAGUACUUGUGGGGUUAAAUUGAGUGAGAUAAUUCAUAGUUGUA
Messenger RNA from Panicum virgatum (switchgrass), 1034 nucleotides. RefSeq names its product probable peroxygenase 4. The record is from RefSeq and is a predicted model, not a curated record. Gene Ontology annotation, molecular function: calcium ion binding; monooxygenase activity. The transcript is spliced from 6 exons. NCBI's taxonomy places the organism in Eukaryota, Viridiplantae, Streptophyta, Magnoliopsida, Poales, Poaceae. Bases 197 to 844 code for a protein of 215 amino acids.